AUGAAGAGACCAUUUCCCGAAGCACUGGUGGAACCUUUCCUGAGUGAUAUCGUCAUCGAGAUCCUCCUGAGGGUGCCCUUCAAGUCGCUGAUGCGGUUCAAAUGCGUCUGCAAACGGUGGCGGUCCCUAAUCUCCGGUCCGGGCUUCGCCAGGUCACACCUGCAGAGGCUGAAGGCAGGGGACAUGGUUGCUAGCCAGAGGAUCUUCAAGACCAGCCCCCUCGAGACCAUAGACUACGAGGCCCUCGACGGUGGCAUUGGCGGUGGCGAUCACGCAGUGGUGGUGCGGGCUCACGAGCUGAGCUUGGACGAUGCUUGUUGGGAGCCGUUACUCGUGGGGUCUUGCGAUGGGUUGGUGUGUUUACAUGACCCCGGCAGAUUCCUGCUGUAUAACCCGAGCACCAGGGAAUGCAGGGACUUGCCCGGUCUAGAUCUUUUCGAACUGGAUGAGAUGUUCAUUGGGUUCGGAUACGACCCUCGAUCUCAUGACUACAAAAUAGUACAAGGCGAUGAUACUGGAAAUGGGCAAGUGGUGAUAUUUUCGCUCAGGUCCGGUUCUUGGAGAAUGACUCCGGUCCAACAAGAAAACCACCUUGCCGUUUCCGAGCAAGGAGUCUAUUGGAACGGGGCCUUGCACUGGUGCGUCCCGGCCGAGAGGAGAAACAAGAGCGAGACUGUAAUUAUGUCCUUCGAUCUGUCGGAAGAGAAAUUCCACCAGGUACUCCGGGCCCCUGAGGUCAAUGGGGACGUGGUUUUCGAGGGGCUCGGGGUUCACGGGGCCAGUCUGUUGUUAUACCAUUGCACCGUCAUAAAUGACCUCUUCGAGGCAUGGGUAACAAACGACUACAAGAGAGGAGGAUCGUGGAUGAAAUUGUUCAGUGUGUUGACUGAUGGCGUAUCAGUCCAUAAAUUUGUGAAGAUUCCAGCGUACACAAGGAGCGGAAAAAUCGUUUUCCAGAUUGAUACAAACCAGAUGACAUUGCUCAAUCCGGAGGAUGAUACUUACAGGAUUAUCCCAUCCAAAGCGACGGGAACCACUAGGCCUACACACUUAUAUGACGAGGUUGGUUAUUCAGCAGAUGAUUUGCAGGAACUUGUGCACGCUCUAUCGUAUGGGUAA
Messenger RNA from Eucalyptus grandis, 1119 nucleotides. RefSeq names its product F-box/kelch-repeat protein At3g06240. Gene Ontology annotation, molecular function: protein binding. The record is from RefSeq and is a predicted model, not a curated record. NCBI's taxonomy places the organism in Eukaryota, Viridiplantae, Streptophyta, Magnoliopsida, Myrtales, Myrtaceae. The transcript is spliced from 2 exons. Bases 1 to 1119 code for a protein of 372 amino acids.